CCCGAGCGCGCCGGCCGCAGACCAUUCGAUGCUUAUCAGCGUCCCAGUCGCGUUCGAGUCGUGCAGGUCUCUCGCGGGCAAUCGUCUUCCAGGGAUGGACCUCCGUCCAGGGACGGACCAGUGAGUGCAGUGCCAGUUCGGUCCCGACGCAGCCAAGACGCGGUCCGACGAGAGCCUCCCCGUGGAGCGCGGCUAUCCGACGGCGUCUCCGUGGCCGCUGUCGCUGCCGGCGCCAGAGCUGGACCCGGUGGCCGCAGCCUGGGGCCGCAAGCUGUACCCCGGGACGGGCGCGCCGAGAGUCGCCGCGCCGGGACUCAUGUUCGGCCUGCAUCACCACCAGGAUGCCGCCGGCCUCCACCACCACCACCAGCCUCGGGGGCCGAGCCUCAAGGAGGAGCCGCUCACGACGACGAGGUCGUGGAUGCAGCCCGCCGUGCCGGACCAGAACGGGAUCGGCGUGGGGAGGGCCCACUUCGAAAAACAACCUCCGAGCAACUUGCGAAAGUCCAAUUUCUUCCAUUUCGUCAUCGCUUUGUAUGACCGAGCAGGACAACCCGUGGAAAUCGAAAGGACGGCUUUCAUCGGAUUUAUCGAAAAGGAUCAGGAGGCCGACGGCCAGAAAACGAACAAUGGAAUACAGUACAGGCUGCAGUUGCUCUAUGCCAACGGUGUGCGACAAGAGCAAGACAUCUACGUGAGACUCAUCGACUCCGUCACCAAACAAGCUAUUGUAUACGAGGGACAAGACAAAAAUCCCGAGAUGUGUAGAGUCCUGUUAACACACGAAAUUAUGUGCAGUCGUUGCUGCGACAAGAAGAGUUGCGGGAACAGGAAUGAAACACCAUCAGACCCUGUGAUAAUAGACAGAUUCUUUCUCAAGUUCUUCUUAAAGUGCAAUCAAAACUGUUUGAAAAACGCCGGGAAUCCGAGGGACAUGAGACGGUUUCAAGUCGUCAUAGCGACGCAGGUGUCCGUUGAUGGACCUCUGCUCGCCAUCUCCGACAACAUGUUCGUACACAACAACUCCAAACACGGAAGAAGAGCGAAACGACUGGAUCCCACGGAAGGUCAAUUUCCAGGUCUCUACCCGCCCCUCCCUGUCGCCACCCCCUGUAUAAAGGCCAUCAGUCCGAGCGAAGGGUGGACAUCAGGAGGGUCUACCGUCAUCAUCGUCGGUGACAAUUUCUUCGACGGUCUUCAGGUGGUUUUCGGAACGAUGCUAGUGUGGAGCGAGUUGAUAACACCCCACGCUAUCCGAGUUCAAACACCCCCAAGACAUAUUCCAGGAGUGGUCGAGGUCACAUUAUCAUAUAAAUCAAAACAAUUCUGUAAAGGAGCACCAGGCAGAUUCGUGUAUGUUUCUUUAAACGAACCUACGAUAGACUACGGAUUUCAAAGGCUACAAAAGCUCAUACCGAGGCAUCCGGGUGAUCCUGAAAAGUUACCAAAGGAGAUAAUACUGAAAAGGGCAGCGGAUUUGGCCGAAGCCCUCUACACCAUGCCACGAAAUAACCAGUUAUCGUUGUCAGCGCCGAGGUCGCCGACGAUGGCGAAUAAUGGAAUGACGUCCACUUUCAAUACGUAUACGGGGCAACUGGCUGUCAGCGUUCAAGACAACGGAAACGGAAUGGGCUUGGUAUCUUCGCCCUUCGCCUCAAUGAACCCAUUCGCUUUGCCAACGUGUAACUCUCAGGGCUAUGGCUCACCUCUAGUGGGCACCACCAAGUAGCCAACGGUGGGCCAGUCGAGCCCAGUAAGUCAACACAGCACAACUCCCACACCUCAAGAAGACAACAGUGCAAUGUAUUCAGUGUAACGUGUACCAAAGACAAGUGACUACUAAACAAUUUUAAUCAUUAUUACAAUCAUAAAAUAAGUUACCGAAAAGUAAAGUUAGUGUUGUUGAUUUUUUAAUAGCCAUAAUAAGCCAAUUUAUUGAAAAAUAUUUUAAUUGUACAGUCUGGUUGAUUUAUAGUUUGUUGGAACAGUCCUGUGUUUCCUACCAGCAGAUACCUACUUAACUGUGAUCACGUGAAACGCGCCAAUAAAUACUUAUGUGAUAGUAACGACCAUAUAAGUAUUUAUGUCUAUGGCCUAGGUUAUAGAUAUUUCUGCACUAUAACAAAAUAAUCUAAAUUGCAAGUUUAGCAUAUCUCUACUGAAUAUACAUAUCGCUUCGAGCUGGGAUUCUAUAAAGAAACGAAAUGAUUUGUAGUUUUGUAAAAUAAAUUGUAUAUAUGAAUCUUUAUUUGUGAAAUGUACAAAGUUGUAAAGUAACAGGUAGGUUACGUAACAACGAGUCAACGAUUAUAUAUUUUGUAAAUUUAUCAUAUCAUAGUGCAAAGUUUUCGUGUAGCUGUACAUAAAAUAGAUAUAAAAGCAAUUUUAGUGACGAAUAUACAUUACAUACGUGUCUUUACAGUCCUCUUUUUCCGAAGUGAGACCAUUCGAGUAUACGAUUGUGCAAAAUUCUAACCCGUCUUUUUUACUUGCAAAAUUUAUAUUCGUCAUAUUUCUCAGUUCUACGCUUCCAAGUCAAUUGUCUGACGCAUAUUUUACUUUGAGGCAACAUUAGCUCGAACAAAAUGAUUUCCUCAACGGGAUUUAUACAAGCUAAAAUGACACACUUACAACAUUUCCAACCAACCUCACCAAUGAAAGUUAUUCAAGGAUUAGUGCCUUUAUUGAGGUAAAAAAAUAAAAAAAUUGAAUGACUCUUCCACUAGUACUAGAUUCAAAUCAUUUUGUUCCGAGCCGCAAUCUCUGUAUUUUUAAACACCACAACGAAUUUUAAAACUUCAUUUCCUCCAACGCACUUGAAAACUGACUUGGAGCGUAUAUACAAUUGUUUUGUAUUAGUUGUACAUAUGUACCAAACCAGUUGAUAGUUUAAUUUCGUCAGUAAUCUCGUUUUUGGAAACCGUGUAAAGUUCCCACGAAUCGAUUUUACUCGACCUUUAUUUAUUUUUUACACCAAACAGAGUGCAAAUAUUUUAAUUUUGUUGUGUACAAAAACCUACAUGUUUUCUUAAAGAUUUCUUAAAAAUAUAGAUGUAAAAUAAAAUUUUUAAGAUA
This is a messenger RNA of Zophobas morio, 3075 nucleotides long. It is a transcript of the gene kn, whose product is annotated as transcription factor collier. Gene Ontology annotation, molecular function: RNA polymerase II cis-regulatory region sequence-specific DNA binding; DNA-binding transcription factor activity, RNA polymerase II-specific. Bases 317 to 1729 code for a protein of 470 amino acids. The transcript has 13 exons. The record is from RefSeq and is a predicted model, not a curated record. Gene Ontology annotation, biological process: regulation of transcription by RNA polymerase II. NCBI's taxonomy places the organism in Eukaryota, Metazoa, Arthropoda, Insecta, Coleoptera, Tenebrionidae.